Molecule: messenger RNA, 789 nt
Organism: Chaetomium strumarium
Lineage: Eukaryota; Fungi; Ascomycota; Sordariomycetes; Sordariales; Chaetomiaceae
Exons: 5
Coding region: 1-789 (262 amino acids)
Source: RefSeq, a predicted model, not a curated record
AUGCAUCGAUCCAAGUUGUAUCUCCUCUACUCCCUCCCCUUUGCACUAGCACAGACUGUUCUGGGCGUCACCUUGGACACGUAUCCCACCGGUCCCCCUGGCCCGAACGGCAACGCCGUGGCUACGGCGCGAAUAAACUUCGACCUUGUGGGUGGCUUCAGCAACCACCCGGUGCAUUGUGAAGCAGUUGGGCCCGAGACCUGUAUCCCAAGGGGUAGAAACCUUACCUCGGGAUAUACCACGAUGUUCCGGUAUCGUCCGAGUGAUCCAUGGGAUAAGCUCACUCUUCGGGAGACCGCGACAUGCGGUACAGAUCCGAAGCAGGUAAGCGGAGUAUUGUUCAAGGGAGAAGUGACUGCCAACUACCUUACUUUGUCACGAACCGGGGUUAUCGACCGGACCCACGUCACCCACCCCCGGGAGGCAGCAACAUCGAGGAAUGGACAAGGACGUACUUCUUACUACGAUGAUGGCCAUAUUGAGGGAAGCUUUAUACUGGUUGACCCAGCGCCAUUCACAAACUGCAACUUGGGCGCGCCUACUUGGGAAGUACACGGCUUCUCGGUCACCGACUUCCGGCUGGCCAGUCUUGCCAACAACUACACGGUCGGAUGCAGCGGUCAUAGCAAUCUGAGCGAUGCACCAUCCAACAACGAGUGGCAUAUAUGCGGCGUGGAUCCAGAGGAUGCGCCGUGGUUGCCAUUUACUAUGUUUCGCAUGGAUAGGCAGAGCCAACUCCUGAAGGUCCACCAGACUUGGGUGUGCAAUAGCCCAGAUCAUAACAUGUAA